AUGUUAUGUUUUAGGUACAAUUAUCAUAUUCCAUUUCUUAAAGUAAAUGGUAUUUUAAGUAUCCAAGAAAAGUGUAUCGGGCCUCUAUACAAACAUGUUUUCCCCCCAAGACUCGCACCAAGACUCUCUUUUGUCGGAAUACCUAAAAAGACUCUUGCAUUUCCAAUAGCAGAGACUCAAUCAAGGUGGAUAGCACACACAUUGUCAAGGAAAGUUUUGUUGCCAUCAGAAGAUGAAAUGUUGAACGAUGUCGAAGAAUAUUACCAUGAAUCGGAAGGAAAAGGGAUCCCAAAGCAUCAUAUUCAUACUCUUGGAUUUGAGAAAUGCGGGAGAGUGACAGUAGACGUGAAGAUCGAUGGUGGUGCCGGAUGUAGGUGGUGGAGCUGGCUAGAUAUAACCCAAAUACGAGAAGAGAAGUCCCCACCGCGAUCGAUGGUGGUGCCGAAUAUAACCAGAUUUCACUGCUCUUCCGCCGGCGAGGCCAUCUCCAAUGAACGUUCUAGCAAGUUUCAUUCUCUCUUCUGUUCCCCAUGCUCGAUUUUAUGGCGAUGGGAAUCGAUUUUUGUAGAAUGA
Lactuca virosa is the source of this 573-nucleotide messenger RNA. Lineage: Eukaryota; Viridiplantae; Streptophyta; Magnoliopsida; Asterales; Asteraceae. The record is from the annotation of a GenBank genome assembly.